CCAAUGGCUGUCAGACAAGCGAAGGCCGCAUUGCACAGAAGGCUCAUGUCUACGUUCCUGAACAGGCAACACAGGAGGUAUAAUGGGGGCAAAGCCGAGUGGUGGGCUGAGCGAACCUUUUGCUUUGGUCGGGGGUUUGGUGAGGGCCAAGCAAUCCUGAGCUACGAAAUAGUCACCCCUUUCCAAAUGAACCAAUACUUACUAGGUUGCACAAAGACAGGUCGAGCAUGUUUGAUUGAUACAGGCGAUGCAAAUGCCAGUUUGGAGACCGCAAAAAGAUUCGGAUUUUCUAUCAAGUUUUUGCUACAAACCCAUGCACACUUAGAAAAUGUUAUGGGACUGCCGGAUAUCAGAAGAACAUUUCUCCACGACGUCCCUAUGUACAUACAUCGUGCUGAUUCGCCGUUGUAUGAAAGCCUACAGAAUCAGCACGGUGGUAAGACGGGUAUAAUGCGCGUUGAUAAGUUGUCACCACCAGAAAACUAUCUCGAGGAUCAACAAUGCAUAACUGUUGGUGAUGUAGAGCUAAAAAUAUUGCACACCCCUGGGCAUACGCCUGGCCAUGUCAGCUUUUACUGUGAAGCACAUGGAUUCCUCAUCGGUGGAGACUUGUUAUUCAAUGGCAACAUUGGAAGGACCGAUUUGCAUUAUUGCAAUAAGUCGGCCAUGAAUCAGAGUCUCAGAAGGGUGAUGAAUCUGCCAGAUGAAACAAAAGUUUUCCCUGCUCACAUGAUGCCUACAACCAUUGGCAAGGAGAGGCGCUCAAACCCGUUCCUUGCAAGAGCAUUGGAAAAUGAAGAUAGAUGUAAUGAGCUUCAGCUACAACGAGAUCGAUCUGUUAGAGGAAUAGAAUGCACGGUUUGAUGUGUUUCGGAGCAAUUCUUCGAAACCCAUUCAUACCGCUACUCCUCCUUCAGUUUCAUGGAUUUCAAGCAAUCAAAGAUACUGUGAUUUAGGCCAAACAUUAUUCAUUGUAUUUACUUAAAGAAGAUAUUGCCU
Messenger RNA from Guillardia theta CCMP2712, 999 nucleotides. RefSeq lists its product as hypothetical. The transcript is spliced from 6 exons. The record is from RefSeq and is a predicted model, not a curated record. Bases 4 to 864 code for a protein of 286 amino acids. Lineage: Eukaryota; Cryptophyceae; Pyrenomonadales; Geminigeraceae.